GACAAAUGCUUUACUCAUCUAAAUUAAUUGUAAUAACUUAAGAAACUGAAAGAGCGCUUUAAUCAGUUAAUACAGUUUGGCGCUUAGUAAGGCUUGGCAGCAAACACCGCAGCAAGCAAUGGCUAUGGCGUCUUCCCUCAACUUGUCUUCUUCCCCAUCACUCUCCCCUCUCUUCUCCUCCAAAGCCCAUCUCUUUUUUUGUCACUCUCUCCUCCAAAACAACCCAUUUCUUCAUAAUUACCACCGUUACGCCACUUCUCUUACCGUUGCAUCCCGUCUCGGCUUGAGCAGCUCCCGUGGCUCUGGCCCUGAUCAGGUCAGAGCCCAAGCCCCUUCCUCAGAAACAGAACCAGCGGUGCCGCCUUACAACGUCCUCAUUACUGGCUCAACCAAAGGUAUAGGAUAUGCUCUUGCGAAAGAGUUUUUAAAAGCAGGUGAUAAUGUUUUGAUUUGCUCAAGAUCAGCAGAGAGAGUGGAAUCUACUGUACAGAGCUUAAGAGAAGAAUUUGGGGAGCAGCAUGUGUGGGGUACUCGAUGUGAUGUUAAAGAAGGACAGGAUGUCAAAGAUCUAGUUUCAUUUGCCAAAAGAAAUUUAGGCUACAUUGAUAUUUGGAUAAAUAAUGCAGGAUCAAAUGCAUAUAGUUAUAAACCACUGGCUGAGGCAUCAGAUGAAGACCUCAUUGAAGUUGUCAAUACCAACACCCUUGGUUUGAUGCUCUGUUGCCGAGAGGCAAUAAAGAUGAUGUUGAACCAGCCUCGAGGCGGGCAUAUCUUCAACAUUGAUGGAGCAGGUUCAGAUGGAAGACCAACUCCAAGAUUUGCUGCAUAUGGGGCAACAAAACGCAGUGUGGUACAUUUAACGAAAUCAUUACAGUCAGAAUUGCAGAUGCAAGAUGUCAAAAAUGUGGUGGUACAUAAUUUGUCGCCAGGAAUGGUGACCACUGAUCUUCUCAUGUCUGGUGCUACUACAAAACAGGCCAAGUUUUUCAUCAAUGUUUUGGCAGAACCAGCUGAAGUGGUUGCAGAAUACCUUGUUCCAAACAUAAGGUCCAUCAUUGCCAAUGGAUCUAUGAAGCCAACUUAUAUUCGUUUCCUCACUGGGUUGAAAGCUUACUCUCAGAUAUUUUCAAGAUUUGCUUUUGGUGCUAGAAGAAAUAGAUAUGUGCUUGAAGAUUGAAUUGCAUCAGUCAUCAGGAUUUAAUUUUGUUUUUUUUUUUUUGGGGGGGUAAUUGUAAAUGUAGACAAUUCAUCACUCUUUUUUUUUUUGUAAAAAAUUAUUUUUAAUUAUGUUAUAAUAUUAUUAUGUGAAAAACAGAAAGGAAAAAAAGAAGAGACAUUUUCUCAU
This is a messenger RNA of Cannabis sativa, 1345 nucleotides long. RefSeq names its product chlorophyll(ide) b reductase NOL, chloroplastic. Gene Ontology annotation, molecular function: oxidoreductase activity. The coding region runs from base 119 to 1177 and encodes 352 amino acids. Lineage: Eukaryota; Viridiplantae; Streptophyta; Magnoliopsida; Rosales; Cannabaceae. The record is from RefSeq and is a predicted model, not a curated record. The transcript is spliced from 13 exons.